This is a messenger RNA of Parus major (Great Tit), 3046 nucleotides long. It is a transcript of the gene FAM234A, whose product is annotated as family with sequence similarity 234 member A. Lineage: Eukaryota; Metazoa; Chordata; Aves; Passeriformes; Paridae. Bases 1007 to 2659 code for a protein of 550 amino acids. The transcript has 12 exons. The record is from RefSeq and is a predicted model, not a curated record. Gene Ontology annotation, molecular function: protein binding.
AUCCUGUGCCAGGGCCACACCAGUCUUGUUGGUGGGGUUUGGGUUACAAACUGUGUCCCUCGAAGGGCCUUGGGGACAUGCCAGGAGCAGAGGUGCCCCAGUGUCAGACAGGGAUGGUCUGCUCGGGUCAGUGUCCCCAGACAGCUCUUGGCUGUGACCUGAUGUCAGGAAAAGAGCUGUGAGCUGCAGAUGACCCAGCAAAACGAUGCAGCAUGCAGCCUGAGGGUCUUUGGGAGAGCACAGCUCAUUUUAGGAAAAUUUACAUGUUAUUUCUUCUUGUCCUGAUGUAAGUGGGACUGCAGAAAAAGGAACAAAUGACCCGAGACUGAAUGUCACAGCAGGUGACUGCCCAGUGAGUUUGCUGCAGUGUCACACUGUGCAUGGGAUAAAAACCCAACAGUCUGCUCAUGGGAAAUAGCUGUGAUGGGAAUGUUGCAUCUUAUUCAGAGCAAAACCUGGCUGUUUUGUCUUCAUUGCUUGCAGCUUGGGGUUUCAGCAGUUUCGGGCUGACAGGAAGGAAACCUCUGAGGUGCUUAAACUAACCAACCAAACAGAACUAAACCAGCCAAAUGCUGUGUUUGUGUUCCUAAAAUGUCCAGUCAGAACCUGAUUUCAUCAUUCUGUGGAAGAUAAAAACGUGUUGAACAUCAAAUCUAAGUUAUGGCAUAUUGUUCGAAAUUUUCCGGGAAGAACUGGUGCAUGGUGACUUUCCAGAUGCCGUGGGUCAGUGUUUUAUGUGUGGAAAAUGAGUUAAACCUUUCCAGUGCACAGAUCCUUAAAUGGUUUCUGUCACCAGUCUUCAUCCACCUGACUGUCUGUGGUUCUCUGUGCUUGUCAGGCAGUUCUGUCUGACUGCUGCUGAUGGUGUUUGUCCCUUGGGUUUAGCUGUGCAAGUGUUGCUGGUUUGAGGCAGAUCAGAUCUGUAAAUCUGCACUGUGGCUUCAGGAAACAGGACAGUGAAGGUGAAGGGGAAGAAAGGUGUCUGAAUACCAAUGAAUGAGCUGUGAUGGAUAACAAGGACUCAGAAGCUGAGAUCCACCCUCUGAAGACUGAGGAUGUAAAAGCUCAGGAGAACCAUGAAAACUUUGUGGAGAGGAGGAUUAUCAAGUCCUCGGGGCUGUCCCGGCUGUCCCGAUGGCGCACUGCUGCCUUCUUCAUCUCCCUGUUCCUCUGCCUGAUCAUUGUGUUUGCUUUCUCCUUUAUCAUUCCCUGCCCAGAGAGGCCAGUUUCGGAAAGAACAUGGUUCCAAUACUUCAACAAUGCAGUGCCCUACCAGUUCCUUGUUUUAGAAGAUGUGAAUGAAGACAAAGUACGAGAUGUGCUCUUUGCUUUCAAAUCCAGCAAUGGCAGCAGCAGCUUCAACAUGUCCUGUCUGGAUGAAGGGCUGCCGUCUCCCUGUGCCUUCAUUGCUGCCAUGUCAGGCACGAACGGCAGCGUGCUCUGGGAGAGCCCUGCUGCGAAGGACGUGCAGUGGCUGCAGUGUGGCAUCCAGCAGCUGGGCAUGGCAGGGACCCCGGGCUGCCUCGUGGUGGAGAAUCCACUGUCCCUUACAGCAGUCGACCUGCAGACAGGGGCAGUUCUAUGGAGGCAGUCCAGUGACUUUGGAGCUAAUUAUACUGUGCUGACUCCUUUGUCAGUGAUUCCAGAUAUGGAUAAUGAUGGAGUUGAGGACCUGAUAAUGUUUAUUACUAAAGGAGGCCAGGUGAAGACCUUCAUCCAUUCAGGAAAAACUGGCCAGCAGAUUGGCUCCACUGGCAGCCUGAGCGUGGAUGGCAACGCUCGCUACAUCAGACUGCACCUGCACUCCUCCUCCUACUUCCUUUUCUACACAGAGAACUCUCUGUAUGCAUAUUCCCUGCAAGAUCUGUGCAGUGCAGCACUUGGGAUGGAAGUUAAGCUUCCCAACUUCCAGCCGGAUCCUUACUGGGAGAAGCACAUUGACCAUACCACACACCGCGCAUCCCUUCUCAGAUUUAGAGACAUUCACUACCUGGCAAAAGUUCCUGAGCACUCAAAGGACAGCAUCUUGGUGGUGGACUCAGAGAUGGCUACACUGAUCAACACAAAAGAUCUCCGCACUGUCUGGACCCUCAACGUGUCCCGUGCUUUGAGGGAGCCACUGUCUGGUUACUACAAACCUGAUGUCCACAGUAUUGUCCUGGAGAGUGAAAUUGGACCCAACAGGAAGAAGGUUAUGAUUGUUGAGAGUGGAUCUGGAGCAGUCCAGUGGGAGCUGGAGCUGAACUCAGGAGCAGAGGGCCCUGGCCCAGCCACGCUUCCCACUGCGGAUCACCGCUCUGCCUUCCUCUUGUGGGGAGACUACCAGCAGCCAGGCAAUGAGACAAGACACAGAGCUCCUCUCUCAAAGCUGUACCUUUUCCAUCCUUCCUACACUCACGUCCUGUUGGAGCUCCGUGACAGCACAGACCAGAUCAUUGCGUUCACUGCGGCGCUGUUCGAGCGGAGCCAUCACGCCUGCUACGUGCUGCUGCGGGGCCCCCAGCCUGGCAAGGGGCCAGGCCUCGUGUCCCUGAUGAAGAGGAAGCUGAAGGAGGAUGUCUUGGUGAGCAAGGUGAUCUGGCUGCGCCACAUGGACGGGGACAAUGAGCAGCACAUCCGGGACCGCCUCUACAGGAUGCGAUUCCAGAGCCGAGAUUGAACUUGCCGAGGAGUGGGAAGAGGCUGUCUCUGCUCUGCAGCCGUGCUCUCAACAAGCCCAGAGCCUGGAUUCCGAUGGGAAGCUGCUUUUCUUGAUCCACAGAACCAAAGUGUGGUUGGCAGGGAAGCACCCCCAGUGUCUAGGGACCUGCAGGCUGUGGGGGCAGCUGCCAGAGCAUCCGUCCUCAGAGCUGCUGGGACUUCAGUGCUUGGCCACCACUGAAGUGUCAUCAGCUCAGGGAGGAGGGCUUUCUCCUCCCUCCCUCUGUGCCCACAGAACUGUGCUGACUCAGGAGUGUGUCUGGAGGAAAACAUGUACUUGCUGAGAUGCUGGAGUUGAUGAUUUCUGGGAUGUCUGAGAAGUGGAGUUGGAUGUCUGAGAAAUGGA